CGACCUUUUUUUUCAUUACUACUUGCGGAUAAGGCCAACAAGCCAGCUUAUCCACAUACAUAAACUCCCUAUCAACGACCCUCAGUCCCCUAAAAACAUUCUUAACAACAAACUUGUCUGUCUCCUUCUACUAACACACACAUUCCUUCCACCUUCAAACUUUUAACUUUUAAUUCACAUUACCAAGAUAGAUAGUCUUCUAUAAUACCCGAUUAAGCAACCUCUCACCUGAAACAGCUCGAUUUCCUAAGGAAAUCGACGCAACAGCCACAUAUAUCAUGGAGCUCGAUCCUAAGUACGACCAAUAUGACUAUCCUACCACCGCCCCUGUAGCGAAGCCUGGCCAUCCUGGCCACUUGAGCGAGGGCCAGCAAGCUCAGGUUCAUCAGCUACGCAUGCUACUUGAGUCUGAAGGUUAUACUAAGAGGCUGGAUACUCUGACAUUGCUGCGUUUCCUGCGAGCUCGAAAGUUCGACGUUAAUCUGGCCAAGAAGAUGUUCGUCGAUACCGAAAACUGGCGAAAGACGCUCCUGUACGCCGGACAGCCCCUUAAAAUCGACGGUCGGACUAUCUCUCUUGACGAAGAGAUAGGCCAGUGGGACAAAGACGGGUCCUUCAAGCAGAAGGUGUCCAAGUACUACCCUCAGUAUUACCACAAGACAGACAAGGACGGCCGACCGGUGUACAUCGAGCAACUCGGCAAGAUCGAUCUCACUGCCAUGAAGAACGAAGGGAUCGAGUACGAGCACAUGUUGGUCAACUUGGCCGUUGAGUACGAGAAGAUGGCGGACCCGCGAUUACCUGCUUGCUCGCGCAAGGCCGGCCAACUGCUCGAGACGUCCUGCACCAUCAUGGACUUCAACGGCGUCGGUUUCGGCAACGCGCGCCAGGUCUUCGGCUACAUCCAAGAGGCGUCCGGCAUGAGCCAAAACUACUACCCAGAGCGUCUCGGCCGCAUGUACCUCAUCAACACCAACUGGCUGUUCACCGGCGUCUGGCGUAUGAUCCGUCCCCUGCUCGACCCCGUCACAGUCGAGAAGAUCCACGUCCUCGGUGGCAACUACCAGAAGGAACUUCUGGCCCAGAUCCCCACCGAGAACCUGCCCAAGGAGUUUGGCGGCACCUGCCAGUGCGAGGGCGGCUGCCAUCUCAGCAACGCGGGUCCGUGGAACGAUGGCCAGUUCGCGAAGCCCGCCUGGUGGGAGAAGAGCGACGGGGCGAUAGAGAACAGGCCGACGGAAAUCGGCCACGGUGCGGGUGCUGCUCCGGGUGACGCUACCGCCACAGAGGUAGCCGGAGCUACGACACCUGCGCCGGCUGCUGCGUAGAGAGGAAAACAAACAUACGGAGAUGUUACAUUUGUAUACGAAGAAAGGGUGAGCAUAAAGUUUCAGAGGAAGCGGGGAGUCGGUAAGGUGUGAUUAGAUAGGAUCAUUCAAGCACAUGAGGAAGAGAGAGAGAGCUAUUGAAAUCUUCUUGAUCUCGGACGACUUAAGUUAUGUCCCGGGAAAACAUAAAAAAUCUCAUAAUCGCCAAAUUAUUUCCACUUACGGGCGAGACAAGCAGGCCCUUGUGUGAGGGUAAAUAAACUACGUGGCUAUCUUCGAAAACUGUUGGAAGGCAUUUCAGACAUUGAUAUGAUAUAUUUGUAUCUACACAGUUCCAGCUCUUGCUAAUCUAGUCAUUCCCGUAAACUAGAUAUGAUAACUACAUAGAAAGAGAGGUAGUUGGUAGUAGCUGUUGAAUUUGUAGUUGCACAUUCAGAACCAUCUCAUAAAAGUAUGGACUUUUCGACAUUGCAC
Daldinia caldariorum is the source of this 1802-nucleotide messenger RNA. Its product is annotated as CRAL-TRIO domain-containing protein. The transcript has 4 exons. The record is from RefSeq and is a predicted model, not a curated record. The coding region runs from base 279 to 1328 and encodes 349 amino acids. NCBI's taxonomy places the organism in Eukaryota, Fungi, Ascomycota, Sordariomycetes, Xylariales, Hypoxylaceae.